Pimephales promelas (fathead minnow) is the source of this 3471-nucleotide messenger RNA. It is a transcript of the gene ppp1r13l, whose product is annotated as protein phosphatase 1, regulatory subunit 13 like. Gene Ontology annotation, molecular function: transcription factor binding. Gene Ontology annotation, biological process: positive regulation of cell differentiation; regulation of transcription by RNA polymerase II. The record is from RefSeq and is a predicted model, not a curated record. Lineage: Eukaryota; Metazoa; Chordata; Actinopteri; Cypriniformes; Leuciscidae.
GGGCUGGACUGAAUAUCUCUGAACUUCACAGGCAAGAGUUAAACAAACACCAUUGAAAUGUUUUCCAGCUAGUCAUGUAACACAUCCAUGCUCAGCGGGACUAAGUUCUAGGACUUUAAACAGCACGACAACCUCACAACUGUUACAGCUUCACGGCGGCGUGUUGAAUGAAUUGGAGGUCACGUCUACAGAAACACAAACACCAUGAACUCCCAGGGCAGCUAUGGCAGCAGCUUGAUGUUUCAGUCCAUCAACGAUGAACUGAACGCAUCUUUGGCCACAGCGGACGAGCUGUCACGGGAGUUCAGCUCUCUCUUGUCAGAAGCCACUCCUGUUGCGCAAACCACUUCUGCAAAGAGUUCCAGUCCCAAAACCCAGGACACCAGCAAUGGCAACAGUGGUUUGUACAGCGCAAACAAGAAUGGAUCUGAGAACAUCAGAACAAACUUCCCCGUUUCCCAGAGCUCAGACUCCACCAUCAACAGGAAAGAAACCAACCUGGACUUGGUCCAAUCAGUCCCCACAAAGCGAUCUCAAUCACCUGUCCUAGACAGCAUGAAGUUUAGGCCUUCAUCUCCCAGUCCUUUAACCCAGCAGCACUCCCCUUUCAUUAUACGUAAAGACAACUCAGAUUCACGAUAUGCGUUUGACCAAAAGAUACCCCCUAAUAUGUCUCCGAAUACACUGAGACGAAUGCCGCAGAGGCCUCAAGAACGAAGCACGAGAGGAUCGCUGAGCUAUGUGGAACUGUCGCCCUUAUCCAGCCCAACAUACGACAGUAUAACAUCUCGCAGCUUGCUUCAACCCUCAUCGAGUCCCAAGUCUUCCAUGAACAGGUCACAGAGGCUGGAUCGAGGUCCUUCGCCUCAGCCUUUUAGUCAACCAUCAGCCAGUACGCUCCCACGCAACUUCCAGUCAUUCAGACCAGAAGAGGGCGUGCAGAGGCAGAAGAACCCCUGGAACGAGACAGACCUGGAUGCAUACGAGAGAAAGCCUCACCACUCCUAUGAUAAGAAUGAGUGGAUCAGACCAGCUGUACCCAACAGCAACUGGAAAGAAUCGAACCUGGAUGCACCUUCCUCCGUCAAGGAGACCGCUCCCCGCUCUCUCCCACCAUCUUACAGCUCGCUCCCGAGAAACACGCGCAUCUCAGUGCCCCCCGACCUCCCCUCAAACCCCAGCUCAGCGUACAGCUCUCAGCAAAUCAUUUCCCGGAUCCCCGUUCCCCCUCCAAACUCUGAAGUCCGUCAGCACAGACCCAUCCCGCUUUCCCUCAUCAUGAGGAUCCAAAACCCUGGAUUCAACAGAUACACCCCUGGCCCAAUGGGACAUCCUCCCAUGCCCCGAGAAUACCCGCGGCACAACCAGACGCCUCAACCUCAGCAAGCGCAAAGACAGCCUCCCUACUAUAGAGAAGACCGUGAUCCAGACCUGGAAACUACUCAGAUACUUCACCCUGGAGAUGUUGAAGCUGAGCUUGAGAAACGAGACACAGGUAAAAAAGAAGGCCCUGUGCUCAUGAAACCAGACGGAGAGGCUAAAGUGGAGGAUUUAGAGAUGCCCCCUCGUCCUCUCAGUCCCACACGUCUUCAGCCAGUGGUGGCUCCCCAGUCGGAGCUGGACACGGAUCUAGACGAAGUGAUGCGCAUCCGGGCCGAGUUCCCCAGGGCCCUGAAGAGACGUGGCUCAGCCGAAGUUCCUCAGCCCCAGUUUGACCUGCCCACUGCCCAGGCCAACCCUUACAAGCUGAUGAUCAAUAAACUGUUUCGCAGGAAGACCAUCCGCAUCAAGGAAGAACCUCAUGCUGAAAGCGCCAGCUCUUCAGAUGGAGAAGAGAGUCCCAAAUCUGCUGUGACGAUAAAUCCAAUGCCAAUCACAGAGAUACAGGUCUCUCCUGAACAGAAGGGUAUUCACACUAUCUUACGGAAGGGCACCAAAGCCAAUAAAUCCUCCGACCGGAGAGCUCACUUGAGCCCGCUGGUUCUGAUUUUGGAUGGGUCCUUGGUAGGAGAGUUGGAAACUGUUCAGAAGGCUGCACAGGAGAUGAGUGACCCGAGCCAGUGUAAUGAUGAAGGCAUCACAGCCCUUCACAAUGCCAUCUGCGGUGGACACUCACAUGUGGUGGAGUUUCUGGUGCGGAUAGGGGCGAACGUUAGCGCUCCGGACAGUCACGGAUGGACGCCCCUGCACUGUGCUGCAUCCUGUAAUGAGCGUGCAAUGUGCGAGUUUCUGGUUCGUAACGGAGCGGCAGUGAUGGCCGUAACAGACAGCGAUGGGGCCACGGCGUCACAGAAGUGUGACCCGUACGCCCCGGGCUUCGAGGAGUGUGAGGGCUUCCUGAGAGGUGUGGAGGAAGCGAUGGGCGUAGAGAACAGUGGGGUGGUGUACGCUCUAUGGGGAUAUCCUGCGCAGGCUCCGGACGAACUGAGCUUCAGAGAAGGGGACAUGGUGACCAUCCUGCAGAAGCCCGAGGGGGUGGACUGGUGGUGGGCUUCACUGUGUGGCAGAGAGGGCUUUGUACCAAACAACUACUUUGGGCUUUUUCCAAAAGUGCGGCCUAAGACGCUCUGCUGAACCCAUCGAACAUAAAAGACAAAAGUGAUCAGUGCAUCUGAAUGCAUCACGCAACCAAGUCUGAACACAGGUUUCACAUGUGGGUUUGAACAUGUCUAUGAUUUUUUUGUCUUCUGUCUUGUAUAAUGGACAGCUCUGAUGGGAUUGUAGUAAAAGUCAGUUCAGUUUUCACUAUAAGAACACCAUGACAAAGUCACUUCACUGGGAAUAGUGGAUAGAUAAGUUUAUAUAGACCUUACCAAUGGUAAAAAUGUCAUUAAGAACAAUUUAUCUUGCUGUCUGUAUCAUUUGAGAUGGGGACUUUGUUUCAUUUUAUAAGCAAACUGGACUGGAUUAGAUAAUAAAUAUAUAAAAGUCUCAUCAUCAGUUUGUUUGGAGAGGCUCAUUCUCUGCCCUGACUAAUGAUUUUCAGCACUGAGCAGAAAGGAAUUCAUCAGUCUUUCAGUAUUGCUUUUUUAUGCAUAUUUUUCACGUUUUGUUAAUCAGUAAUGUUGCAUAAGUGCAAAAAAGGGUUUUUUAGAUAUGCAUUUGAAUAACUAGUGUCCUAACUCAGCUUUAAUUUCUUUUUACAGUAUUGUACACCAAAAUGUUAGCUUUUUAUUUUGGACGUAACCUUUAACUUGCUAUUUCUGUCUGUUUUCAUAGUGACCUUUAUGUAGUAUGAAAUAUGAGUGAAAGUUUUCCUCUCAUAACAAUAUGCUCUCCAUGUGGGUUGUAUAUGAAAUAUUUGCUCUGAUGUGAGGGAAGUUUGCUUUAGAGGUGUGUGUCCGUGAGCGAGUGUUUGUUUGAUUAGCCUUGUUGAAUCCACUGACUGUGACUGUUAAGAAUACAAUGACAAAUUGUUACUCUCUGUAAUACUCUUGCACAAAAGAAACAUGAAUAAAUACUAAUUGUACA